Molecule: messenger RNA, 712 nt
Organism: Solenopsis invicta (red fire ant)
Lineage: Eukaryota; Metazoa; Arthropoda; Insecta; Hymenoptera; Formicidae
Exons: 4
Coding region: 71-649 (192 amino acids)
Source: RefSeq, a predicted model, not a curated record
AAAUCUUAUUGUGAAAGUUGUAACUGAAGAAUCGACAGAAUCAGUAAAAUACGACAGAAUCAGUAAAAUAAUGUUGAAAAUAACGAUUAUUGCUAUUUUAGCUUUAGCGAGUGCAGCGACAGAUGAAGAUUCAAAAGAUCGGCUACUACUUAUAAUUUUAGAAGCAAAAAAUCGGGCAUUUGAUCAAGUACAAACAAUUAAAAUGUUAGCAGCCACUAACGUUGAUAAAUUUACUGUACGUGUGACUGAAAUGGUGGAAAAAUCUCGGUCUGAUAUGGAAAUAUUGCAAAAAGAACUUAUUAAUACAAAUGAUGUCUGCGACAAAGCAAAGAACAACAUUGAUGAUGCUGCUUUAAAAACCAUUGCACAUUUUCAAUUCUGUGUGGAAAAAAUAACCGACGCUGUGGAUUCAGACAUGAAUUCUUUAGCCUUUGAAGGUAGUCUCCUGACAAAGGAAAUUCAAAACACUAAGACUAUCAAUGAUGAUGUCUUACAACAUAAAGUUACCGACUUCGACACAAAAUCUUUCCAAUUUGCUAAUUAUGUGCAAAAAUUGGAAAAAUGCGAAACUCAGUCGAAUCUACUACGAUUAAAACGACAAAUCUCCGAAACUUUGACCAGCUACAAACAAUGCCUUCAGGAUAAAUAAAAAAUUUACAUUAAAUCGAUACAAAUCAGAUUGUACAAAUAAAAAAGAAUAAUAUAACUCAGA